UUUAGUGAAUCUGAUUAUGAAUAUGUGCUGCCUCAUAGGGAGUUUAGUGAAUCUGAUUAUGAACAAGCACUUACUUACAUGGACGAAGAUGAAGCCAGAGCCGAAGUCAGUAAAUUACCUUCAACACAAUCAGGUGGUAGUAAUAAAACU
This is a messenger RNA of Racocetra persica, 150 nucleotides long. The record is from the annotation of a GenBank genome assembly. Lineage: Eukaryota; Fungi; Glomeromycota; Glomeromycetes; Diversisporales; Gigasporaceae.